AUGGCCGCUCCUCGCCGUCCGAGACCGAAGAUAUCUCUGUGGGCUCGUUUUCGCACAUGGCUUCGCUACUGGCACUCGCCGCUUAAGAUCCGCGGCAGUCUCACUCGACUGAGCAACCACAAACAUCCCCUUCUUACGCUCCUGCGCAUGUUCAUCCCAUUCCCCUCAUGGUUCUUCCCAAUCCCAGGCCCAUUUACCCCGCGGGCACUCAUUGAAGACACCAAGAAGGAGACCGGGAUUAUCGUGUCCCAGUUUGGCGAAAUCCACAACCUUCGCGCGAUUCCAAUCUGGCGCAUGCGCGACACCCCGCUACGCUCCGUCUACCGGCUCUACGAACUCCACCUCGCUGAUCACUAUGAGUUGAUGGGAUGGGAGACGGAGUAUUUUUUCUACCGUUCGGAUUGGCGCCUGCGGGAUAUCCCCGACCCGAAGGACCCCGACCCUCUCCGCUAUGCGAUUCUUGCGUCUAUCGUGGAGGAGUUACACGAGGCUGUGAAUUGGAGAUUGAGCCUGGGUCUUCGGAGGAAUCAUCAACAUAUAUAUCGUGAGGAUGCAACCGAUACUUUGCCUCCUUUUACGCCAGAGGAGCUUCCGGGUUGGACGACCAGGGUUGCUCCUAUCGAUAGGGAUCUUCUGAAGAUAUCGGUACCACCAGAAGCUCUAGACACGGAGGGGAACUUGGUCCUGGAGAAAAAUGGAAAGGGCCAGAAUUUCGCGCGGCGCAACAUAAUUACAAAUACGGGCUGGUUCUACACGAUCUAG
Aspergillus puulaauensis is the source of this 762-nucleotide messenger RNA. RefSeq lists its product as uncharacterized. The coding region runs from base 1 to 762 and encodes 253 amino acids. The record is from RefSeq and is a predicted model, not a curated record. The transcript has a single exon. NCBI's taxonomy places the organism in Eukaryota, Fungi, Ascomycota, Eurotiomycetes, Eurotiales, Aspergillaceae.